Malaya genurostris is the source of this 1632-nucleotide messenger RNA. RefSeq names its product alpha-amylase A-like. The transcript is spliced from 3 exons. The coding region runs from base 21 to 1541 and encodes 506 amino acids. NCBI's taxonomy places the organism in Eukaryota, Metazoa, Arthropoda, Insecta, Diptera, Culicidae. The record is from RefSeq and is a predicted model, not a curated record. Gene Ontology annotation, biological process: carbohydrate metabolic process. Gene Ontology annotation, molecular function: alpha-amylase activity; cation binding.
UUCAGUUAAUUUCGGUCGCGAUGAAGUUCUCGGUAACGGCAAUUUUCCUAUUCACUGUUUUCUCGACAAUCGGGCAUUUGCGGGCUCAGCAUGAUCCCCACUUCUGGACUGGACAUAGCACAAUUGUGCAUCUUUUCGAGUGGAAAUACUCCGAUAUUGCACAGGAAUGUGAACGAUGGUUGGGACCCCGUGGUUUCGGUGGUAUUCAGCUUUCGCCAGUAAACGAGAAUGUGAUUGUAGCACCGCCGGCAAGUGACAACAAUCGUCCUUGGUGGGAACGCUACCAGCCAAUUUCGUACAAGCUGACCACACGAUCGGGAACCGAAGCGGAUUUCCUGGACAUGUCACAACGAUGUAAUGCUGUCGGUGUGCGACUGUACGUUGACAUCAUCAUCAACCACAUGGCAGCUCAUCCGGAUGACGGCAGCACAGGACAUGGUACUGGAGGUUCUACUGCUGUCCCACAGGAUCGCGAUUUCCCUGCGGUUCCUUACAUAUUGUCGGAUUUCAAUCCAUCCUGUGAGAUUACCGAUUGGAAUGACGCGGAGAUGAUUCGGAAUUGUGAACUGUUUGGAUUGCCUGAUCUAGACCAGAGCAUUGAAACGGUCCGAAAUGAAUUGGUAGCUUUCAUGGAUCAUUUAAUCGAUCUGGGUGUAGCAGGAUUCCGCGUUGAUGCUGCCAAACAUAUGUGGCCAGCAGAUUUGGAGGUUAUUUAUGGUCGAUUGAAGAAUCUAAACACUGAUUUUGGCUUCUCGGCGGGAGCGCGUGCUUUUAUGAUGCAAGAAGUGAUUGAUAAUGGCGAUCACGAAGUAGUUCGUAAGUACGAAUACAACCACCUGGGAACGGUUACGGAGUUCAUGUUUUCGUACUACAUGGGUCGGGCGUUCCGCGGAAACGAUGAGCUUGUUUGGCUGGAAUCUUUUGGGGAAGACUGGGGACUUCUUCCGUCGCGCGAUGCACUGGUUUUCGUUGAUAAUCACGACAAUCAACGUCAUGACUUUGGCACGAUAUUAACCUACAAACUACCGAAGCCCUAUAAAAUGGCAGUUGCUUUCGGAGCUGCUUAUCCGUUCGGCCAGCUGCGCAUCAUGAGUUCAUUUGCCUUCGAUGACCUUGACAUUGGGCCGCCUAUGGACAGUAAUGGCAACAUCAUAUCUCCCUCGAUCAACACCGAUAACACCUGCGGAAACGGUUGGGUAUGUGAGCACCGCUGGCGGCAGAUUGCCAAUAUGAUCAAGUUUAGAAAUAUUUGCUGGGACACGCCGAUAGCGAAUUGGUGGUCGAAUGGUGAAAACAAGAUUGCUUUCUCCCGCGGCAGUCAGGGCUUCGUGGCGUUCAAUAAUCAGGGAGUCGAUUUCCUGGAGGUAUUGCAAACGGGUCUCGCUCCUGGUAUCUAUUGCGAUGUUAUCUCGGGAGAUAAGGAAGGCAAUUCGUGCACGGGCAAAAAAAUCACGGUGCUGGAAGAUGGCCGGGCCUCCAUCCACAUUGCACAUGACGCGGAGGACGGCGUGUUGGCGAUCCACGUAGAGUCACGGCUGUGAUAUUGGACGAUGCGCUUUGGAGUGCUUAUUAAGAGUCAGUGUUGAUGUGGAAUAAUGUAUAAAUAGAAAUGUGUAUUUGUGAAUUCAAAAA